This is a messenger RNA of Mobula hypostoma (lesser devil ray), 5758 nucleotides long. RefSeq names its product 3-oxoacyl-ACP synthase, mitochondrial (gene oxsm). The record is from RefSeq and is a predicted model, not a curated record. NCBI's taxonomy places the organism in Eukaryota, Metazoa, Chordata, Chondrichthyes, Myliobatiformes, Myliobatidae. The coding region runs from base 1619 to 3004 and encodes 461 amino acids. Gene Ontology annotation, molecular function: 3-oxoacyl-[acyl-carrier-protein] synthase activity. The transcript is spliced from 3 exons. Gene Ontology annotation, cellular component: mitochondrion. Gene Ontology annotation, biological process: fatty acid biosynthetic process.
CAUCAGGCUGCUUCGGGCUCUGGAUCAGGCCGGCGAGAGUGUUCCAUCUCUUAUCGCUGUUACCCGGAGACACCGAGUCGGCUGGUGGUGGGUGCGUCUCCCCUCGUUACCUUCACUCACCCCCACCACCCUUACUGGAUCGACUGGUGGCGGUGAUUCUCCCCCCUGAAACACUGGGUCCCUCCCCCCAUUGACUUUCACAUGACGGUGGUGACUCUGCCCCUGAAAACUCCACCUGGAGACAUUGGUCAACUGGUGCUAGUUGGUAUCCUCACCGCACUUACUGGGUCAACUGGUGGGAGUAGUGACUCUCCCCCCUUGUCGUCUUUAUUUGAAGACACUUAUUGGAUCUUUUGUCUUGAUGAGGCAACUCUCAGGCUGUAGGAGUAACACAUCUGGACAGACUCCGACCUGAUGGCAUGAACAUUGAUUUCUCUUCCUGGUGCUGCCUACCCUGCUGAGCUGUUCCAACAUUUUGGGUGUGUUGCUCUGGAUUUCCAGCAUCUGCAGGAUCUCUUGCAUUUAUUGGAUCUUUACAGUUCUCUGCCUCCUCGCCAAUCAUAGUAACAAGAAGAGGGCAUGUCCUGGUAUGUUCCAAGGUACUGUGGGAGAACAUCAUUUUGCAUAUUGUCUAUGCAGUUCAUUUCUUUAGAACAGUGCAUUGAGAGUGUACAGGGUAAAACAAUAAAAGAUGCAGAAUAAAGUGUAACAGCUGCAGAAAGUGCAGUGCAGGGAGGUGCAAGGCCAAAACGAGGUGGAUUGUUAGGUCAAAGGUCUUUCUUAUUGAUUUGUAGAUAAGAUUAGAGUCGGUAUGUAUUGCAGAUGGCAUGAACAUGGUGGGUGGACUUACUUUCAAAUGGUGACCACCAUUAUAAUACACAUUUCUUAACAUUAUUCCAUUACAUAAGACACAAGAGGACUGCAGAUGCUGGAAAUCUAAAGCAAUACACACAAAAGACCGGAGGAACUUGGUCGACCAGGAGACCAGUACCAGUAGACCUUGGUAUAAAGGGAGAUGAACAGUCAACAUUCUCAUAGAGGGUCUUGACCCAACAUUGGUGGGAGUGCUGCCACAAGAAAGCAGCACCCAUCACGAAAUAUCCCACCAUCCAGGCCAUGCUUUCUUCUUGCUACUGCCAUCAGGAAGAAGGUACAGAAACCUUAGGACCCAGACCACUAUGCUCAAGAACAGUUAUUCCCCCUUAACCAUCAAACUCCUGAAUCAGUGUGGAUAACUUCACUCUUCUCAAUACUGAUCUGAUUCCACACCCUUAUGGAUUCACUUUCAAGGACUCUACAACUCGUUCUCAGUAUUAUUAUUUUAUUUCUUUUGCACAGCCUGUCUUCUAUUGCACGUCGGUUCUAUUGUACUGCUUUCUUUUUCUGUAAAUGCCCACAGGAAGACAAAUCUCAGGGUUGCAUAUGCUGAUAUGGAUUUAUCUUGACUUUCGACUUUGAAUGCUUUUAUUUUGUGCUUUGUAAAGUUAUGGUACAAAGACGCAAAGGGCACUAAACGAGAAUGUUUGUUUGGUCUUUGUAGGUGUUGUUAAGAAAUUUCUUGAGCAUCUGUACCAUUAAAGAAAAGAAAAAUCUACACUUUGCUCCUCAUGUUAGUAAUAUGUUGCCACAAAGGAAGCAGCUGCUUAUGAAGAUUUCAAUGUAUCAGUUCUUCAAACGCAAAUGUUUAAAUACAGAGUUGAAGGCAAAAAACUUCUCGGGCACGGCCUGUGCAAAACACCAGAGGCGUGUCGCCAUCACCGGGAUUGGUUUGGUGUCUCCUCUUGGAGUGGGCAGUCAACUCACGUGGGACCGAAUCUUGAAAGGACAGAGUGGUGUUAUAUUCUUGGACGCACCGGAGUACGCCGACUUGCCUUGUAAAGUGGCUGCCUGUGUACCACGGGGUGAUGGAGAGGGGCAGUUCAACAAAGAAGAGUUUGUCUCGAGAUCUGAGGCAAAGUCUAUGUCGGACGCUACAAUCAUGGCAGUAGCUGCAACUGAGCUUGCAUUCAAAGAUUCCAACUGGAGUCCACAAUCUGAAAAAGAACGAGAAGCCACAGGCGUAGCUAUUGGAAUGGGUAUGGUUCCACUUGAUGAAGUCAGCAACACUGCGGCCCUGUUUGCAACCCAAGGUUAUAAAAAAGUCAGUCCUUUUUUUGUUCCCAAGAUCCUCCCCAACAUGGCAGCUGGACAAAUUAGUAUUAAAUUUGGACUCAAAGGUCCAAAUCACUCGGUCUCAACUGCGUGCACAACGGGAGUACACGCCAUCGGGGAUGCUUCAAGAUUUAUCCUCCAUGGAGAUGCGGAGGCGAUGCUGGCAGGUGGCACAGAGGCUUGUAUUAACCCCUUAGCGCUGGCAGGCUUUGCAAAGGCACGUGCCCUCUGCACCUACUAUAACUCCAGCCCUAAACUGGCCUCACGCCCAUUCCAUCCUGACAGGAAGGGGUUUGUCAUGGGAGAAGGGGCGUCGGUGCUUCUGCUGGAGGAGUACAGACAUGCCGUAGCGAGGGGAGCGCGGAUCUACGCCGAAGUACUAGGUUAUGGACUCUCAGGAGAUGCCUCUCACAUCACUGCUCCCAGCAUCGGAGGGGAUGGAGCUUUCAGGUGCAUGUCUGCUGCAUUGAAAGAUGCUGGACUAUUACCAGAGGAUGUUACAUACAUUAAUGCACAUGCCACCAGCACACCACUGGGAGACGCAACUGAGAAUCAAGCCAUCAAGAGAUUGUUCGAAGAACAUGCAUAUUCUCUUGCCGUCUCUUCCACUAAAGGAGCGACCGGCCACCUGCUGGGGGCAGCUGGAGCCAUCGAAACAGCAUUCACAGCGUUGGCCUGCUUUCAUGGACGCCUACCUCCGACCCUCAACCUUGACAGGACCGAUCCUGAGUUUGAUUUGAACUACGUCCCGAUGAAAGCUCAAGAAUGGAAGGUUGCAAAAAGACGGAUUGCACUGAGUAAUUCAUUUGGAUUCGGAGGCACAAAUGCAACCCUUUGUUUGGGAAGCAUCUAAUUAACUUUUUUAUAAUAAAUAAUGGAAAAGGAUUUGUCCCUGGCUGUACGUUUUCAAGAUGCAACUUUGUUCACCAUGUCGGGAAUUUGAGGAAUUUUCAUUAGGACAGGCAAGGAAGGGGAAAGAUGCCAGAAUAAGAAGAUGAGGGAGAAAUCAGGACUGGAAAGCUUCUGGCAUCUUCCUCCUUCAUUUCCGGUCUUGAUGAAGGGUCUUGGCUCAAAAUGUUGACUGUUUAUUCCUCUCCAUAGAUGCUGCCUGACCUGCUGAGUUCCUCUAACAUUUUGUGUGUGUUGCUCUGGAUUUCCAGCAUCUGCAGAAUCACUUGUGCUUAGGAAUUUUCUGUGGUGUGUUGGUCAGGACGUAGCAUGCAACAAAGAACAACAACAUUCAGCAAUUAUAAGGAAUUAUAUAUUAAAAAAAAGGAUGGACAUGGAAUAAAAUGUGCAUAAAUAAAUAGAUACCAGCAUGUAUUUACAAGUUUAAUAGCAUUAAAAGAAGUGGUUUAAAAUGUUUAUAGUGCAGUGACUGAGGUAAUAGAUAGAGGGGGCAGUGGGGGACUAGCUAGAAUAGUUGGUCAUUUUAACUGCCUUGAGGAAGAAUCUUUUAAGAUGGCAUUGAAGUAUUUGUUUUAAUAGUCCUAUAACACUUUCUAGAAGGGAGCUUUCAGAAAAGGCAGUUUGCAGGGUGGGUAGUAUCUGCAAUGAUUUUUCCCGCCCAUUUCUUUGUCCUGGACAUAUACAAGUCCUGCAGUGAUGGUAGAUUGCAGACGAUGUGCUUUUCUGAUGACCUGACAGUUUGCUGUAGUUUUCAUAUAUUGUGAAAGGAUUUAGAGAAACAUUUGGUAUAGGAAGAGUUGCAAAUGACUGACCCAAAAUUGCUGACAUGAAAAUUGCUCAAAUGUUACAAUAAAAGAAUAUUGCAAAUGUACUGAUUAGUGAUGCUUUCCUGUAGAGUUUAUUUUCUCAAAUGUUGGCAGCAAAGAUAACUGAUAAAUCAACAGAGCUAAACAAGAGGUUUUGGCUUAAUUCAUUAGAAGUGUUUUUAUUAAACACACCAGAUAAACAUUUUCUUAGAGAAACACACACAAAAUGACAGAGGAACUCAGUGGAUCAGGCAGCAUCUAUGGAGAGGAAUAAGCAAGCAACAUUUCGGACCGAGGCUCUUCAUCAGGACGUCAACUGUUUAUUCCCCUCUACUUAUGCUGCUUGACCUGCUGAGUCUCUCCAGCAUCUAUGGAAGGAAAUAAACAGUCGAAGUUUCAGGCCACCCCGUGAUGAAUGGUCUCAGCCCAAAGCGUUGACUGUUCAUUCCCCUCUGUAGAUGCUGGCUGACCUGCUGAGUUCCUUCAUCAUUUUCUGUGUGUUUCUCAAGGUUUCCAACCUCUGCAGAAUCUCUUAUGUUUAUGAUUUUGUUUGAGAAUCUUUGUUAAAAAUAGCAAUGAAAUUCUGCUUCCCCUCAUAACACAAUAUAGUUUCAAUAAAAAAAAACAUUGUGUAUUUCCUGUGAAGCUUGAGUCAGUAAUUUUCUAUUCUCAGUGCACAUAUUAAUGCACAUGAGCUAGGGAAAACUAUUAGUGGACACUGUAAAAUCGUGACACAAAGAUUGCUCAGCCACCAUGACAAAAGCAUAUAAAUGGUUUCCUGUAUAGCCUAUUUUGUCAUUGUUAGCAGGGAAACACAUCUAGACCUCUCCAGGUACCAGAGAAUGAAUCUGUACGAUCGACUAAUAACUGUAGUAGCACCAUGUGCAAUUCACUGAUUCCUCCCAGCUGCUUGGGUGUGUGGCUGUGCAGUAACUGAAAUGCUCCCACACACAUAGCCUUUGUUGUCGUGCUGUUGGAAUUCUCUUUUACAUAAUGUUAAUGUAAUUUUGAGAUCAUGUUAAUAUUGUGAAAUAGCUGUAAUUAAUUCUGUGUUAAUGAAUAUAAUCCAUCAUCAUUAUGUGCCGUGUGGUAUGGCGUGGGUGAUCAUGGUCUUGUCAUGAACAUGACUGUUCUUGGCAAACUUUUCCACAGAAAUGGUUUGCCAUUGCCGCCUUCUGGGCAGUGUCUUUAAAGAUGGGCGAUUCCAGCCAUUAUCAAUACUCUUCAGAGAUUGGCUGCCUGGUGUCAGUGGUCACAUAACCAGGACUUGUGGUAUGCACCAGUUGCUCUUACGACCAUCCUUCACCAGCUCCCGAGUCUUCACGUGACCCUGAUCAGGGUGCGGGGGGGGAACGAGGGCUAGGCAGGUGCCACAACUUGCCCAAUGGUAACCUGCAGGCUAGCGGAGGGAAGGAGUGCCUUACUAGAGAUGUAUCUCCACUCUGCCACCCAAAUGGGGUCGAAGCACUUGGCAAAGGAUGGUGCUCAGUGUCGGAGCGCUGGUCGGAAGCUCGAAGUUUUCAGACGGACUCAGAGUCCGCUGCGGUCAGGUACUUCCAAUGAUGCUGCAUCAGCAAGUUUACGGUGCUUGGAGGUUCAUGGCAGGGAGAGUUUCUACCUUCAACCACCUGCGUGACUUGAGACUUUUUACCGUGCCCAUGGUCUGCUCUUUAUCAAAUUACAGUAUUGCUUUGCACUGUUGUAACUAUAUGUUAUAAUUAUGUGGUUUUGUCAGUUUUAGUCUUGGUUUGUCCUGUGUUUUCUUGUGAUAUCAUUCUGGAGGAACAUUGUAUCAUUUUUUAAUGCAUAAAUUUCUAAAUGACAAUAAAUGAGGACUGACUAUCCUUAUAAUCUAAUCUAAAAAUAUAUAAUCCAUAAAUGUGCUAAAUAAU